Messenger RNA from Peromyscus eremicus (cactus mouse), 998 nucleotides. RefSeq names its product transmembrane protein 61 (gene Tmem61). The coding region runs from base 283 to 879 and encodes 198 amino acids. The transcript has 3 exons. NCBI's taxonomy places the organism in Eukaryota, Metazoa, Chordata, Mammalia, Rodentia, Cricetidae. The record is from RefSeq and is a predicted model, not a curated record.
CUAGGAGACAGUGGGUAGGUGGCUUUCCAGCGGGAUCCCCAGCUGGAGACCCAGAGGCUCGGUGGGGGUGACAGGGAGGGGAAGGACCAGUAGCCUCAGCCCUACUGGGGACCAGAACAGAGACCUCAAGAAGCCUGUGAAGUGCCAAGGGCGCAGCUGGGGACAGCUACCAGAGCCUCCUCAGAUGCUCGCUGCCUGCAGAGCUCAGCCACCAUCACCACCACGCCUUCUAAUGCGCUGGCCUCUCCCCUGGACCGCUCCUGUGGCGCCUGGACCAGCCCGAUGGCUGCACACGAGACAUGCAGCGUCAGAGGCCGCGUGGCGUCCACGGUGCGCUACUGCAUGACGGUCGGCGGCACAGUGGUCCUGGUGAUUGGGACACUCAGCUUUGCGUGGUGGAGCGAAGACGACGCAGCUGUCCAGCCCGGCUCACUGGCCCCCACGGUGGGACAUCCAUCGCGCAAGAUCCCCGUGGUGUGGUUCAAGUCUGUCAGCCUCCUCUGCUGCAGCAUGGGUGGCCUGCUCCUGUUCUCUGGCCUGCUUUGGUCCAUCCAGGAAAGCACAAAGAGGUCGAGCCAGGGGGACCUGUACCAACUCUCCAGAGGCCUGCACCACCUUGCUGUGGAGUCUUCUGAGAAGAGCUGCAGGCCUCCCAAGGAGGCUGUCAUUCCCACUUACGAGGAGGCCAUGUACUGUCCACUGGCUGAGGGUCCCCUGCAAUCCCCGGUGCAGCCCGAAGAAGAAGACCUUCAGUGCCACGCUCAGGGGGAUGCCCUGCUGGGGUCGUCCUCCCUCUUACCCCCACCCAGCUACGAGAGCAUCAUCCUCGCUCAGGGGGCUGUUUCUGGUCCACGUGCUGCAAGCUCCAGCCCAGGUUGAGCUCAGGCUGCAGGGGAGUUACAGGUCCCCAGCAGGCCCUGAAACUGGCCCCUAAGCCAUGAGCUUUGCUCAGGGCAUCCUCCAGUGCUGAGUUCACAGCAGGCACUCAACAGAGCUCU